Micromonas commoda is the source of this 1566-nucleotide messenger RNA. RefSeq lists its product with no specific name. The transcript has 2 exons. The coding region runs from base 1 to 1566 and encodes 521 amino acids. The record is from RefSeq and is a predicted model, not a curated record. NCBI's taxonomy places the organism in Eukaryota, Viridiplantae, Chlorophyta, Mamiellophyceae, Mamiellales, Mamiellaceae.
AUGUCCGCCGUCGUCGCCGGAAACCUGCUCGCCCUCGCGGGCACCGCGAAGCCUCUCAAGCGCGGCAGAUCCGCCACGCGAACGCGUCGCGUCGUGAGCGCCGCCGCCAACGCCGACGACGCGCGCGUCGCCGACGUGAAGCGCGCCGUCGUCGCGACGCUCGCGUCCGCCGCCAUCGCCCUCCCCGCGAUCGCCGCGCCCGUCGCCGAGAUCGCGCUCACCCCCGAGGAGCAAAUCGCCGCCGAGGUGGCCAAGUUCGAGGAGCAGCGCGCCAAGUGCGGCACCUCCGCGUGCCGCGACACCGUCACCCAGUGGGAAUCCGCCGCGGUGAAGAAGAUCAAGAAAAAGGCGGGCAUCCCGCUCGACGCCCCCGCGCCCAAGGCGUACCCGACACCAAAGCGCGUCGCCCCGGCGCCCGUCGCCGAGACCGAGGCGGCACCCGCCCCAGCCGCCGCCCCGGAGGCGACCAGCCAGCCCGCCCCCAGGGCCGCCGCAGGGCCGCCCGUCGACGCCAAGGCUGACGCCAAGGCUCGACUCGCCGAGAGACAAGCCGCCUCCGCCGCCGCCGCGGAGAAGGCGGCCGCGGAGAAGGCCGCCAAGGCCGAGGCGCUCAGGCAGGCGCAAGCCGACGCGCAGGCGGAGCGCGUCGCCGCCGCCAAGGCUGCCGCCGAGGCUGCCGAGGCUAAGCGCGCCGCGGCGGCGGCGGCAAAGGCGGAUGCAAAGGCGGAUGCCAAGCCCGCGCCCGCGCCCGCCAAGAAGGCCGCGCCGGCUCCCCCGCCCGCCAAGAAGGCCGCGCCGGCCCCCGCCAAGAAGACUGCGGCCAAGCCCAAGUCCCCCGGCGUCUUCGACUACGUCGUGGGCGACGUGACGGUCGCGGCGCUCGGCUCCGCGGCGGCGCUCGCGCUGGUCGCGCCGUCGUUCAAGGACAAGGCUCUCGCGGGCGACGCGAGCGGCGCGCUCGAGGAGGUCAAGGGCCUCGUCACCGGCGCCAACCAGGACGCCGCGAUCGGCAAGGCGUGCCUCCUCGGCGGCGUCGUCGCCGCCGACGCCCUCAUCCACCUCCCGGUGCUCGGAUUUUUCCUCCCCGGCCCCGCCGAGUUUGUCGGCACCGUCGCCGCGACGCUCUUGGCGGCCAAGUACUUCGUCACCAGGGAGGCGAGCUACGAGGAGGACAUCAAGGACUUCGCCGCGUCCAUCCCCGCGGGCGUUCCCGACGUCGCCUCCACGGUCGUCGAGCCAAUCACCAAAUUCGUCGGAGCCGUGAAGGCGCCCGACGCCGACGCGCUCGUCGGAGAUUUCAACGAGUGGUUCAACGGGUUGGACGACCCCGUCGAGGAGAUCGCGCCCAAGGCGGCGGCGUUUGGCGCGUGCGUCGCCGUGUCGUACGUCGCGCACUUCCCCGUCCUCGGUCUCGUGCUCCCGCGGGUGCUCGAGCUCGUCGGCGUGUACGUGUGCGGCGGGGCGGUUGCCAGGUACGGCGAAGCCGGGACCGUUUCGCUCAAGGCGGAUUUGAUCAAGGUGGGCGACGACGCGGGCGCCAUCGUCAAGUCCGUCGUAAGCAAGUGA